GUAUGUGCGCAUCAGAUAACGCAUACCAGUUUAGCGAACCCCCCUUCGACACGCCGGGACACAAUCGACAUGGCGUCAGGCAGACUUGAAGAAUGAGAGGUUAAAACUACUGACAAUUAAAGAUGGCGAUGCACAAGACAUUGACAGACAACUUCUUGACGUGCAGCAUCUGCAUGGACGUCUUUGAUGACCCCUGUACACUUGUGUGUUAUCACACAUUUUGUCGGAAAUGUGUCGUUAGCUACACUGAAACCAGACCAGAAGCCAUCAGUGCCAAGUCUCUCCUCUGUCCAUUCUGUCGUAAGAUGACCAAAGUAGCCGACUCAAACAGGCCAGUUGAAGAGUGGGCACAGGAGGUGAAACCCAGCUUCUUGAUUCAGGGUCUCAUGGAUUCCUUCGCUCCCUGCAGUCAAGCAACAAAUAACUGCAACUUAUGUGAUGAGGACGGGGAGACAACUCCAACCAAUGCUUGGUGCGUCGAAUGUAACGUCCCACUCUGUGAUGGAUGCCUGAAGGCACAUAGACGUAUCCCUGCCUCCCGUCACCAUGACGUAUCUGACUUGUCACGGGAUGUCAAGGUGAAGAAAAGACGCAAACGUAUGUGUAAAGAACAUCCAGAUCAGAGGAUUCAGUUCUACUGCAAGGACUGUAAGAAACUGCAAUGUCAAUCGUGUUGCAUCUUGUAUCACAGAAAGUGUUAGUCCAUUGUCUCGCUUGAAUCUGUGUUGCCUGAAAUGCAAAACACUCUUCAAAAUGUAAAGCAGAAACUAGAGUCUGAUUUAGCAACAUCAAACACUCGCCUUGCAAAGAAGGAAGCACAAUGUACUGAAAUUAACGAGAACAAGUCCAGCCUUCAGUCUCAGGUCCGAUCAGCAACCCACACCGCCAUUGACUUUAUAAAGAAGAAGGAAAGACAACUCCUGGAACAAAUAGAUGACGUCACAGAGAAACAAAUAGGACAGCUGAAAGGAGACAUGAAGCGUGAGGAGAUGUCCAGGCAGAAGAUUCGUCAACACUCGGAGUUGCUGGGCAGAGCUCUGGAGUCUGAGAGUGACGUGGACAUCUGUGAGAUGUAUCUGUGGAGUGAGUCGGAGGAGGCAGCCACUGUGUGUGUCCCGGAGUCAGGUAUGGAGGAUGUAUCUGGGGGCAAGGCUUGUUUCAUACACGAUCGUCAUCUGAUGUGUGAGGAACUAAACGAUCUACACUUGGGUGUGAUUGAUAUCAUUGUUGAAGAUGUUUUUGAUUCUACAUCUACAGCAGUUCUGUAUGACACAGUGGACAUAUAUGCAGAAGAUGAUAAGGAAAAACCCGAAGCUUAUGACGUGGCAGUGUUUGUUGUCGACAACACAGACACUAUAGUUGUCACAGAUUACAACAAUUGUGUGAAAUCCUUCUACAAAAGAAACAAGAAGUCAUGUCAGAGUAAGCUGGGGUUACAAAGCUCCCCUCGACGUAUUGCUAAAAUAAACAACAGUAAAAUGGCUGUGACUCUCCCUGACACUAAGAAAAUAAUAAUAGUAGAAGUGAAGCCUGAGCUGGUUCUUCAAUCAACCAUCUCGACAAGGAAGGGGUACCACGGUCUGACAUCCCUGACACCCACAACCCUGGCAGCAGGAUCCGUGGAUCCUCCCUGUGUGGACAUCCUGGACAUGGCGGGGAAUGUGUUGAGGACCCUGGAUCUUGUCACAGAUGGAAGGAAACUUGUAUCCAAUCCUUGGUUCCUCAGUACCACCACGCAGGGUAACAUCCUCGUGUCUUGCGAUGGAUUCGUAGCUGGCAGAGUCCUCUGUGUGACGCCUCAUGGAGGUGUUGUGUUUACGUAUCAGCCUUUACAGCAGAGUCCUUCCCCUCGUGGAAUCACUGAAACCAACAAAGGACAUAUCCUGGUUAUAGAUUGCACUGCAAAAUGUGUGAUUCAACUCAGCGCUUCUGGGUCGUUUGUGAGGGAAGUGUUGACGUCACGUGAUGGUAUUACAUCUCCGUAUUGUCUCUACCUGUCUGAAAGUCAGCACCUGUAUGUCAUCGAUGGUUACUGUGUGAAGAUCUACAGAUUUACAAGAAACACCUAAGAUGUGGAAGCAUAACGGUUGUUCCUGAUAGAAUCCGUCACCAUCUGAGUGACAAUAGUUUAUGUAAAUAUGAAUUUCCAAUACAAGAGAACAAUCAGUCUAGACUGUCCGCCGAAACAGAAUAAAAUUUGACGUAAAGUGCAAAAUAGUUAUGAAAUUUAUAUGGAUGGACCAGUGAUAUUGGGUGAUGACACCAGGUGUUCGCGAAAAGGGUAAGCAUGCCCGGCAAACAAAUAUUCUGUUACUGAAUGUGCAUGUAUUGCGUGUAUAUUUAGGUUAGCGGGGAGGGGAGGGCGGAUUUCGGGCAAGAGCAAAGGUCACCAACAACGUGUGCCAGUUGUUGGAGGCGACUUAAUGGAUCAGGUGACCUGGUUGAUUGUAUGUCAUCGUAUCCCAAAUACAUGGAUCGAUGCUCAUGAUAUCAAUCACUGGACUAUCUGACCACACUGGAUUAAUUACAGCCCACCCUCAUAUAGCUGGAAUAUUGCCGAGUGCUGCUACGAACAACAAACAAACAAUUGGCGCGCAUUUUUUGUGGCAUGUAAGCAACUGCUAAAAAGUAAAGCCUUGUUGCCUCGUGAAGUAUAUAAUUAUAUAUUUGUAAAUACAAUAAAACUCUGAUAAUUAAACCAUUAACCACUUCCUGUCAGUUUAAGUGUAUUUGUAAACAUGUACAUGCAUAAACAGGUGUUUACAUUUCUCUCAUAAUAAAAGUGCAGUCACUACCUU
Haliotis rufescens (red abalone) is the source of this 2798-nucleotide messenger RNA. RefSeq lists its product as uncharacterized. Lineage: Eukaryota; Metazoa; Mollusca; Gastropoda; Lepetellida; Haliotidae. Bases 735 to 2069 code for a protein of 444 amino acids. The record is from RefSeq and is a predicted model, not a curated record. The transcript has 3 exons.